This is a messenger RNA of Scatophagus argus, 2364 nucleotides long. Its product is annotated as olfactomedin-like. The coding region runs from base 16 to 1401 and encodes 461 amino acids. Gene Ontology annotation, biological process: signal transduction. The record is from RefSeq and is a predicted model, not a curated record. The transcript has 6 exons. Lineage: Eukaryota; Metazoa; Chordata; Actinopteri; Scatophagidae.
UGACAAGCUCUGAACAUGCUGCUGCUGCUCCUACUGCUGCUGUCAUCAGAUGAUGGCCAGGCUCAGUAUGUGUCAGGACAGAAGAAGAAUGGCUCUUGUGUGUGUGCAGUGAACUCCAGCUUGUGGUCGUUCCCUGCUGUGAAGUAUGAGGACGUGCUGCAGCAGGUUCAGUCCUGUGGAGAAUCUUUGAACAACCUGCAGGAACAGGUGAUGUUGUCCAGCCAGCUUCUUCCUCAGUUCCAGGCUCUGGUUGAGAACGUGACAGCCCGACUGGAGCCUUACCAGUACCUGCACAACCAGGGUCUGUACGCAGCCUUGUCUCUGCGCCUGCUGGGCCAGGAGCUGAGUCAGCUGGAGGCAGAUGUUGGUGCUGUCCACAGCCAGCAAAACAAUGCCCAAACACUGAAACUGUCCAAAGAGGUGGGUAAACUGCGCACAGACGUAGACAACAUGCAAAUGGCAGACAUCAUUAAUAUGAAGACGGUCCAAGAGAGACUGCGUUACCUGAGAAACAGCGCAGAGUCCUGCAGGUCAAUCCCAAAAGACUUCAGAACUCUGGGCAGGCACUGCCUCAGGGGCCUGAUCAACAACAUUAGUGAGCCUGUCAUGACAAAGGUCAGUCCACAUGGUAAAAGCUACAUCUCUGGUUCAUGGGGCAAACAGGCCCAGAUGGACAGUGAGGGACAGAAGAAUAGCUACUGGGUUCAGCCUCUGCUCAGCGGCCACAUCUGGGGCAACACCCUGCGAGUGUACCAAAACUAUGAAGACUUCAUGGCCUCUGCCAGACACAGGGAAUUUACCUUCGCUCCAUCCUACACUCACACUGACAGCAUUGAGGGUCCCAGUGCUGUUCUAUAUGGUGAAGCGCUGUACUAUCAUUGCUAUCGUUCUGCAGAUGUCUGCCGCUAUGACCUGAAAAGCAACACUGUUAAACGGGUGACACUUCCAGGUUCUGGUGUGGGUUUCAACAACAAGUUUCCCUAUUGCUACUAUGACUGUCGUGCCAAUAGUGAUGUGGAUGUGGAGGCAGAUGAGACAGGCAUAUGGGCCCUCUAUGCCACUGUUGGUAACCAUGGUAAUCUAGUGGCGAGCCGGCUAGUGUGGGACAGCGAGGCUGAGACGCUCAAUGUCUCGCAGACGUGGGAGACGAGACUGUUCAAGAAGGCGGUGAGCAAUGCUUUCAUGGUGUGCGGUGUGCUGUAUGCCACUCGAUACGUGGACGAAUACCGCGAGGAGGUGUUCUACGCUUUUGACACGGCAACAGGCAAAGAGGACAACUCAUUAGCACUACCACUGGAGAAGGUAGCCAAAGGAGUGGCCAGUCUGAGCUAUAACCCCACCAACAAGCAGAUCUACAUGUACAAUGACGGAUAUCUACUGGCCUACCAGGCCAGCUUCUGAUCUGAGUCUGUUCUAAUUGAUGUACAUGCUAUCUGUUGAAAUUUCUGUUUUAGCCAUAUUCACGUCAUACCCACAGUGCAGCAAAAUAUAAACAAAACUACAGACGGUGUGGCUCAGACUAUGUUUAACUCUACAUCAUAUUCUGAUAUUCUGAUACAAUAUCAUAAUUAUCAGUGAACUCAGACAUUGUUAGCAGUCAAUCAAUGUGUCAAUCAACAAUUGCAAUUUAUUGGGCAUAUCGCGUACUGCAUGUGGAAAGAAAUAUCUGGAAUGUUACCCUGAAUUGAAAAAAACUAAAAAUCAUUAAUAACCAAAUUUUAUAAAAAUUGUUAUAAUUAUUUUUAAUUACAUUUUUGUCCAAUUAAAAAAUUAUUCCCUAUGUUGUUGGCCAUAAUGCAUAUUAGGCUUAAGCUACAGUCAAAUGUGUGUAUGACUUAUUGGACAAGAUAGUCUCGUAUGUAAAUCAGUGAACCCAGAACAAUGUGGGGUUUAACCACCAGAGUGUGCUGCAAGGUCAAGACAUUGGAACACCAAUAUUAAGAGCAUCUAUCUAUCUUGAAGGCCAACAAUAUACACUCUAACAUGGGAAUAAUCUGAAACAGCAUCAUAAUCUACUUUACUGGCAAGGUAUGGGUACACAGUCUGACCUGUGAACCAAGAACAAAGCUUAACAGAUAAACUUGUACAUGGAAAAAAAAUAAAUGCUUUCCAUCAGCUGUCUGCAGACAGCUUGAUGUUAGAAUUAAAUAAAAACAAAAAAACAAAACUAAAAAUACAGAGUGUAUGCCUUCAGUGCAUGAUCCUUUGAACACCACAGGAUGGCAACUGUAACUGUUAAAACUUGUUUUUUUUUAUUUAUUUUUACACAUAUCAACAAUCAUAACAACCAUUAAAAAAAUAAAAAAAGGACUUGGGAUAAAAACGAAUAAAUAAAUCCACCAAUAUAUUUUUCAUUGUUUCUUU